AUGAAGACUUUCGUUGCCAUCACUCUACUCGCCGCCCUUGCAGCUGCGAAGCCGCAACACUACACUCGUCCUACGCAACCGCCGCCAUCAGCGCGUGCUGCUCUUGCUACCCCACCACCCAGGGUUUGCGAUCGUAGAUGCGAGGCCGGGCCGCCUACCAACUGUGGUGAGGGAUGGGAACCUGCUCAGCUUGGUAGAGAUGUUCGAGAGCAUUGA
Alternaria viburni is the source of this 216-nucleotide messenger RNA. RefSeq lists its product as uncharacterized. Bases 1 to 216 code for a protein of 71 amino acids. The record is from RefSeq and is a predicted model, not a curated record. NCBI's taxonomy places the organism in Eukaryota, Fungi, Ascomycota, Dothideomycetes, Pleosporales, Pleosporaceae. The transcript has 3 exons.